AUGGCGCUGAAACGCAUCAACAAGGAACUUAACGACCUGAGCAAAGACCCUCCCACAAACUGCUCUGCGGGCCCCGUGGGUGAUGACAUGUUUCACUGGCAAGCAACAAUCAUGGGCCCCGAAGACAGUCCGUACAGCGGAGGCGUGUUUUUCUUGAACAUUCACUUCCCGAGUGACUACCCAUUUAAGCCGCCGAAGGUCAACUUCACAACCAAGAUUUACCACCCCAACAUCAACAGCCAGGGCGCUAUUUGCCUUGACAUCCUGAAAGAUCAAUGGAGUCCGGCGCUCACGAUUUCCAAAGUUCUGCUCUCGAUCUCUUCUCUCCUCACAGACCCGAACCCUGAUGAUCCUCUGGUCCCCGAGAUUGCGCACUUGUACAAAUCUGAUCGGAUGCGGUAUGACCAGACAGCUCGGGAAUGGUCUCAGAAGUAUGCUCAGUAA
Neospora caninum is the source of this 444-nucleotide messenger RNA. Its product is annotated as ubiquitin carrier protein, related. The transcript has 4 exons. Gene Ontology annotation, cellular component: nucleus. Gene Ontology annotation, biological process: protein polyubiquitination. Lineage: Eukaryota; Apicomplexa; Conoidasida; Eucoccidiorida; Sarcocystidae. Bases 1 to 444 code for a protein of 147 amino acids. The record is from RefSeq and is a predicted model, not a curated record. Gene Ontology annotation, molecular function: ubiquitin conjugating enzyme activity.